This is a messenger RNA of Closterium sp. NIES-65, 4905 nucleotides long. NCBI's taxonomy places the organism in Eukaryota, Viridiplantae, Streptophyta, Zygnematophyceae, Desmidiales, Closteriaceae. The record is from the annotation of a GenBank genome assembly.
AUGGCUGACGCGAAGCCGCAGACCCUCCGCGCGUGGCUGCACUCCGCCGUGGAGUCGCGCGGCGACGUGGCGGCCAUCGUAGUCACGCAGGGAGGCCCCACCGUGACGCACGCCGCGCUCGAGGCGGCGGUGGAUGGCGUGGCGGCGCAGCUGAGGGCUCUGGGAGUGCGACCCGGCGAUCUUGUGUCUCUCGCUUUCCCUAACUCGCUCGAGUUUGUGAUCCUUUUCCUCGCAGUUACGCGUGUUCGCGCCACAGCAGCUCCGUUAAAUGCAGCGUACACGGAGGAGGAGUUCAAGUUCUAUAUGGAGGACGCGCAGGCGCGCCUGCUUCUUCUCCCCGAGGGCGGCACUCCCAAGGCUCAGGCGGCCGCUGCUGCCUUGGGAGUACCGGUGGCGCAUGCUGGGAGCUACGGAGGCGAGGAGGGAGUCCCCCUGUCCCCCCUCCCAGGCCUCUGCACCCUCCCACACGCCCGCAUUCCCAACGGAAACCCCUUUCUCUCUUCCUCCCACCCCCCUCUGGAAGGAGUCCCCCUGCGCCCAUCCGAAGGCCUCUCCGCCCUCCCACCCGCGGACAUCCCGGACGGGCCCGGCCCCGGGCCCACGCCCGACCCCGCUGACGUGGCACUCUUCCUGCACACGUCAGGCACGACCAGCCGCCCGAAAGGCGUGCCGCUGACGCACGCCAACCUGGCAGCAUCCAUAGGGAACAUCAUAGACACAUACGACCUCACUUCUGCCGACCGGUCUUACCUAGUCAUGCCUCUGUUCCACGUGCAUGGGCUGAUGGCUGCUCUUCUCGCCUCUCUCUCCUCUGGGGGCUCCGUGGUCCUCCCCGCCUCUGGCCGUUUCUCCGCGUCGACCUUCUGGGACGAAGUGGUGCAGAGCGGUGCCACGUGGUACACCGCGGUGCCCACCAUGCACCAGAUUCUCCUCUCCCGCCACCGCUCCCACGGCCCGCCCACCCUCUCGGGAAAAUCUCAGGGGGAAUCUCAGGGGGAAUCUCUGGGUGAAUCCACCGCCUCUGUCACUGCCUACCCGCCUCUGCGUUUCAUCCGCAGCUGCAGUGCCAGCCUGGCAGCGGCAGUGCUGGAGGAAAUGGAAACAGUCUUCGGCGCUCCCGUGCUUGAAGCAUAUGCUAUGACCGAAGCAAGCCACCAAAUGACUGCCAACCCUCUCCCUUCCAAGGGAUCCCACAAGGCUGGGUCUGUGGGGUUGCCGACAGGAAUCGAACUCGCGAUCUUGGACGAGCAGGGGCGGGAGCUCGGGGUGGGGGAGCGCGGCGAGGUGUGCAUUCGCGGGGCGAACGUUACGGCUGGUUACCGCAGCAACCCGGCGGCGAAUGAGGCGGCGUUCGCGUUCGGGUGGUUUCACACGGGAGACGAGGGGAAGAGGGACGAGGAGGGGUAUUUGUACCUGACGGGGCGGCUGAAGGAGCUGAUCAACAGGGGUGGGGAGAAGAUCUCGCCGCUGGAGGUGGAUGCUGCGCUGCUGGCCGUGAAAGGCGUGGCUGAGGCCGUUGCUUUCUCUGCGCCUGAUGCCCACUACGGGGAGGAGGUGAGUGGUAUGGGGAAUGGGGGAGGAAAGGUGAAUGCAGCAGUGGUGUUGGAGCCAGGUGUGUCUCUCACCCAGGAGGAGGUGCAGGAGCACCUGAAGAAUCACCUGGCGGCCUUCAAGCUGCCCAAGCGCGUCUUCUUUGUCGACCAUCUCCCGCGCACCGCCACCGGCAAGAUUCAGCGUCGCUUCGUUGCCCAGGCCAUGCUCAGUGGCGAAGGCACUGCUGCUGCUCCUGCUGCAGCUUCGGCUGCUCCUGCUGCUGCUGCCCCUUCCCCCUCCCCCUCCGCUACCCUAGACGCCCCUGCUCUCAUCGCCCUCUCUCUCGCUCGUCUCGGCGUCACCCACCUAUUCGGAGUCAUCGGCAUUCCCGUCACGGCCGUCGCCACAGCAGCGCAGCAGCAGGGGAUCCGCUUCCUCUCCUUCCGCAACGAGCAAGCAGCAGGCUACGCCGCAGCAGCCUACGGCUACCUCACAGGAACCCCCGGCGUGCUGCUUACAGUGUCAGGCCCGGGGUGUGUGCAUGCACUGGCAGGGGUGAGUCAUGCUCAGGUGAAUACCUGGCCGCUGCUGCUGCUCUCUGGGUCUUGCACACAGGAGGAUGUGGGCCAGGGGGAUUUUCAGGAGUUGGAUCAGGUGAGAGUGGUUCGGCCGUUUGUGAAGGAAUCCGGGCGGGCAAAGUCGAUUGCGGAGAUCCCGGGGGUGGUGAAGCGGGCGGCGGAGGCGACGGUGGCCGGGCGGCCCGGUGGGGCGUAUGUGGACCUGCCGGCCGAUGUGCUGCACGGGAGUAUUUCUGAGGAAGAUGCGAGGAAGCUUCUGGAGGACGUGAAGCCCCUGGUGCCGCUCUGGUGCACCGCUCUGGACCCCUCUGCACCGCUUGCAUCAGCCCUCGAGUCAAGUCUCACAGAGGCGAUUGCUUUGCUGAGGGAAGCUAAAGCACCUCUGCUGGUGGUGGGGAAGGGGGCAGCAUAUGCUCACGCUGAGAACCAAAUAGCAGCACUGGUGGAAUUGACUGGGAUUCCCUUCCUCCCUACACCCAUGGGGAAGGGUGUUUUGUCCGAUACACACCCCCUGUGCAUCUCUGCUGCUCGCUCAUUGGCUCUUUCCCAAGCUGACGUGGCGCUUGUGGUCGGCGCGAGGCUGAAUUGGAUCCUGCAUUUCGGCCAGCCGCCAAAGUGGGCGGCAGGAGUGAAGUUUGUCCUGGUGGAUGUGGACGAAAGCGAGGUGGCGCAGAGGCGGCCGGCGGUGGGGCUGGUCGGCGACGCCAGGGCGGUGGUUGGGCGGCUUGCGGCACGGUGGGCGGCGGAAGGAGGGCAGAAGGUUGCAGCAGACAACCCCUGGGUCUCUAAGUUGAAGGUUAGCAAGCCAAGACAUGUGAAGCUCAGGCUGUCUUGUACCCGUCCUUCAUGCCUCUCAAUUCCCUCUCUUGUUCCCAUUCCUAUCCCCCUGACCCCUCUCCGUCCUCUCACCCAUUGCAUGGUGUUGGCCAUUGCCGUCCUCUCACUCAUUGCAUGGUGUUGGCCAUUGCCGUCCUCUCACCCAUUGCAUGGUGUUGGCCAUUGCCGUCCUCUCACCCAUUGCAUGGUGUUGGCCAUUGCCGUCCUCUCACCCAUUGCAUGGUGUUGGCCAUUGCCGUCCUCUCACCCAUUGCAUGGUGUUGGCCAUUGCCGUCCUCUCACCCAUUGCAUGGUGUUGGCCAUUGCCGUCCUCUCACCCAUUGCAUGGUGUUGGCCAUUGCCGUCCUCUCACCCAUUGCAUGGUGUUGGCCAUUGCCGUCCUCUCACUCAUUGCAUGGUGUUGGCCAUUGCCGUCCUCUCACCCAUUGCAUGGUGUUGGCCAUUGCCGUCCUCUCACCCAUUGCAUGGUGUUGGCCAUUGCCGUCCUCUCACUCAUUGCAUGGUGUUGGCCAUUGCCGUCCUCUCACCCAUUGCAUGGUGUUGGCCAUUGCCGUCCUCUCACCCAUUGCAUGGUGUUGGCCAUUGCCGUCCUCUCACUCAUUGCAUGGUGUUGGCCAUUGCCGUCCUCUCACCCAUUGCAUGGUGUUGGCCAUUGCCGUCCUCUCACCCAUUGCAUGGUGUUGGCCAUUGCCGUCCUCUCACCCAUUGCAUGGUGUUGGCCAUUGCCAUCCUCUCACCCAUUGCAUGGUGUUGGCCAUUGCCGUCCUCUCACCCAUUGCAUGGUGUUGGCCAUUGCCGUCCUCUCACCCAUUGCAUGGUGUUGGCCAUUGCCGUCCUCUCACCCAUUGCAUGGUUUUGGCCAUUGCCGUCCUCUCACCCAUUGCAUGGUGUUGGCCAUUGCCGUCCUCUCACCCAUUGCAUGGUGUUGGCCAUUGCCGUCCUCUCACCCAUUGCAUGGUGUUGGCCAUUGCCGUCCUCUCACCCAUUGCAUGGUGUUGGCCAUUGCCGUCCUCUCACCCAUUGCAUGGUGUUGGCCAUUGCCGUCCUCUCACUCAUUGCAUGGUGUUGGCCAUUGCCGUCCUCUCACCCAUUGCAUGGUGUUGGCCAUUGCCGUCCUCUCACUCAUUGCAUGGUGUUGACCAUUGCAAACCCCAUGGACCUGGGCAGGACCUUGCUGAUCGCCCCACUCCCAUCCCUCCUUCUCCCUCCCUCCCCCUCCUCCCGCCUGCUCCUCCCAUCUAUCCAGGCCAAGGCAUCAGCCAACAGCGUCCGAAUGGAGUCUCUUCUUUCCCAGGACGCCCACCCCCUCAACUUCCACUGCUCCCUGCGCGUCCUCCGCGACAAGCUAGCCGCGCUGCCCCCCUCCAUCACCACCCUGCUCUGCUCUGAAGGCGCCAACACCAUGGACAUGGGCAGAACCGUCCUCCCCCAGUUAACCCCGCGCUCACGGCUUGAUGCGGCCACCUGGGGGACCAUGGGCGUGGGGUUGGGGUAUGCAGUGGCUGCUGCUGUGGCGCCGCUAGGGGAGGAGCGGGAGAGUGGGGGGAGUGGGAGUGAGGGUGGGGAGAAGGGGAAGAGGGAGCGGCUGGUGGUGGCGUUGGAGGGGGACAGCGCGUUUGGGUUCAGCGGCAUGGAGAUUGAGACCAUGGUGCGAUACAAUCUGCCCAUCAUAGUCGUAGUGAUGAACAACGGAGGCAUCUACGGGGGCGAUCGCAGGGGGCCCGUCCAACUGCCAGACAGCACCCGCAGCGACCCGCCCCCCACCUCCUUUGUGGAAGGCGCGCGCUACGACCGCAUGAUGGAAGCAUUCGGAGGACGCGGUUACCACGUUACCACGGUGCAGGAGCUGGGAGCGGCGCUGGAGCAGGCGUUUAAGGAGAGAAAGCCUGCAGUGGUGAAUGUGGUGGUUGACCCUUUGGCUGGUGCUGAGAGCGGUCGUCUCACCCACAAGAACUAG